CAUAUCCUUAAUCACCAUUGUUUGGCUUAGAAACCCCUCGACGCACAACGACACCACCUGGACUGGGGUCGCCUGUCUCUUCAGCAUCCACUAGCCCUGUAGCAUCCCCAUCCAGACGCCACAUCGCCAGUCCCCGUCCCCCCCAAAACUUUCCGGCCACCCGCCGCUCGAGCACCGGUCCGGCAAGCCCAUUCAUCAUCACAGGAUCCAAGCCGAAAAACGACUCAAAGCCUUGCGACUGCGCAUCCCCUCGUGUCGGCCUUCCGAGUCCCCUCCUCCCCCUCGCCGUCCUUCGGGCUCAACCCCGCCCCUCCUUCGUCGUUCCUUCUCAACACCAGCUAUGGCGGCAAUUAUAACAUACACCGGCUACUUCUUCGCCUACUACGCCGCCCUCAUCAUGUUCUUCCACCUCCUCGGCCUAGUCAGCUCCAAAGCCGCGUUCGUGGCGCGCUCGCUGGCCAUGUACAUCUCGAUCCUCAUCGCCUCAGCAUACGGACUCGGCGCUGCUGUCUUUCUCUCUUUGAUUGGCAAGCGCGGUCUCUCACAAUGGGCGGUUGGGCGGUGCUUCAAGCUGUGCAUGUUGCUCGGCACAGGCCUCAAGUUUGACAUUGAAGACCCAAAGAACCACCUCGGCACCGUCCGUCCCGCCGUUUUCAUCGGCCCCCACCAGACCGAAGUCGACCUCUUGAUGCUGGGCACCAUGUUCCCACAGUACUGCAGCGUCACGGCCAAGACUCAGCUCAAGAAGAUCCCAUUCUUGGGCUGGUUCAUGACCCUGAGCGGCGCCGUCUUCAUCGACCGCAAAAACUCCAAGGAUGCGCGACAGGCGAUGCAGGGAGCUGGCGAGCAGAUAACCAAGAGGAAGCAGAGCGUGUACAUGUUCCCCGAGGGGACCCGGAGCUACACCAAGGAGCCCACCAUGCUCCCCUUCAAGAAGGGCGCCUUCCACUUGGCUGUCCAGGCGCAGGUGCCUAUUGUUCCAGUGGUUGUGGCCAACUACAGCCAUGUGUAUUCCCUCAAGGACAUGGUUUUCAAGUCGGGGAGCGUGCCGUGUAAGGUCCUCGAUCCCAUCCCCACAGCCGGUCUCACCACAGCCGAUGUCGACGAACUCGCCCGCGAAACCCGUGAGGUCAUGCUCAGGGAGAUGAUUGCCCUGACGGAAAAGGCCCGCGGGAAGACGGUUCCUCUGACGGUCCCCGCCAAGCAACAAAACGGCGUCGUCAAGGUCAGCGGGACAGACAUGCGCGUUGCUGCGUAAAAAACCUCCUCUCCUCAAAUGAGAGGGUUGAUUACAAAAACAAAACCUGCCAUGCCAAGCGGGCGGGUCUGUGAUGUCUAAACGGCACAACGAGGCGACUGACAAGCAAACCGAACGACGAUACUACUACUACUACGCCGUGCCAGGUGUAUGUGUUGUGUGUGGGGGCAUGUUUGUAAGGAAAGGACCGGGAAAAGGGCAUUUUGAUACCCCAUCUAAUAGAAAGAGGAUGGAUGGAUGGGAU
Molecule: messenger RNA, 1502 nt
Organism: Podospora bellae-mahoneyi
Lineage: Eukaryota; Fungi; Ascomycota; Sordariomycetes; Sordariales; Podosporaceae
Gene: SLC1
Product: 1-acylglycerol-3-phosphate O-acyltransferase
Exons: 2
Coding region: 341-1258 (305 amino acids)
Biological process (GO): phosphatidic acid biosynthetic process
Cellular component (GO): membrane; endoplasmic reticulum
Molecular function (GO): 1-acylglycerol-3-phosphate O-acyltransferase activity
Source: RefSeq, a predicted model, not a curated record